AUUCUCAUUUGUAGAAGGGCCGAAAGUAAACUUUUAAAACAUAUUUUGAGCAUUAUAAACAUGGCAGACGUCGAUACAGCUGAAAAGGAUGCGGACAAUAUUAUACGCAUAAUGGUAGCCACUGACAAUCAUUUAGGCUACGCUGAGAAGGACACCGUACGCGGCGAAGAUAGUUUUACGGCGUUUGAGGAAAUACUUGAACUGGCAGUGUCCGAGGAUGUGGACAUGAUAUUGCUAGGAGGUGACUUAUUUCACGAUUCAGUGCCUAGCCAAAAUUCGAUGUACAAAUGCAUUGAAUUGCUGAGGCGCUAUACGUUUGGGGACAAGCCCGUAUCGUUGGAGAUAUUAAGUGAUCAGUCUCAUUGUUUCCACAACGCCGUCAACCAGUCGGUUAACUAUGAGGAUCCAAAUCUGAAUAUUUCUAUACCAGUGUUUUCUAUACAUGGCAAUCAUGACGAUCCCAGUGGUUUCGGUCGAUUAAGCUCCUUAGAUUUGCUUAGCUCAACGGGCUUGGUGAACUACUUUGGACGCUGGACUGAUCUUACUCAGUUGGAGAUUAGUCCGAUUCUCAUGCGCAAGGGCGAAACAAAGUUGGCACUGUAUGGACUUAGUCACAUUCAUGACGCUCGCUUGGUGCGUAUCUUUACGGACUUUCAAGUGACCAUCAAUUGUCCCAAAGAGUCUGAGGAAGAUUGGUUCCAUUUGAUGGUUGUGCACCAGAACCGUGCAGAUCGUGGGCCCAAGAACUAUCUGCCCGAGGAGCUUUUGCCUGCGUUUCUAAACUUGAUUAUUUGGGGUCACGAACACGAUUGCCGCAUUGACCCUGAAGUGAAUGCUUUGCGUGAUUUCUACGUUUCCCAGCCGGGCUCUUCGGUGGCCACCUCCCUGGCUAAGGGAGAGUCGAUUAAAAAGCACGUGGGUCUACUGGAGAUAUACAAAACUAAGUUUCAUCUCAAGCCACUGCCGCUGCAAACUGUGCGCCCCUUUAUAUUUGAUUCUAUUGAUAUUGAUAGCAUAGCUACAAAAUUGAAUCUAAAGCAGGGCGAUGCCUCUAUAAAGGUAUGUGAUUUCGCCAAAAACCGUGUCGAGGCCAUGAUCGAGGAGGCCAAAAGCUUGCUAACGGGACACCCAAAACAACCGACGCUGCCGCUGAUACGCCUACGUCUGCGUUACACUGACGAGACGCACAUGUUCAAUACUAUUCGAUUUGGCCAAAUGUUUAGCACACGUGUUGCUAAUGUGGCGGACGUUGUAAAGUUUGAGAAGCUAACCAAACGAGCGAAUAAGGAUAAGAUUAAUGUAGACAGGGAUGCUAUGCAGCGCGUAAUGGAGGUAGACAACACGGCGCGCGUCGAGGAAUUGGUAGAUCGUUAUUUUGAGGAAGUCAAGGAUAAAAAUCCGCUCAAGCUGCUACACUCAAAGGCGUUGGCGGAGGUUACCUAUCGCAUGGUAGAGCGCUCCGACAAUAAUGCAGCGGAUCAUAUUUUCAAGUUUUACAAUGAAAAGGCCGUUGAACAUUUAAUGGAAACGCUGCCCUCUAUUGAGAAUAUAAAUGAUGAACUUGAGAAUUUUAGGCUGCGGUAUAAGGCGGAUGAUCUACUUAAAAUGCUAGAUGCUUCUGAUCUCAAGACAGGUGCAUAUGCUUCUACUGCUGGCAGCAAGACGAUUAAUAAAGAUGCGAAUUCGUCUCUUGCGCCAAAGCCAUCUACUGCCAAGGCUUCUGGGCGCGGUGCUAGUCGAGUAGGUGCCGCGCGUGGUCGAGGAACAGCUGCGUCUACUAGUGUAGCAACAACUCCCGCUAAGCCUAAAUUGAAUGUGUCCGUUAACACAAGAAAUUCAUCGAACGAACCACAAGGGCUUAUGGACGCCUAUAACAAGGGCCGUAGAAAUAAAGGCAAAGUAGUCUACGUUGUAUCUGAUGAUUCCGACUAACAGACGGCUCGCUACUAAUAAUCAGUUUCAAUUAUUCUACAUGCAUUCGACGUAAUUACCAAAAAAAAAAAAAAAAAAACUGGAAAUACUCGCAAUACGUGUUGGCUAUUCUGUUGCGUCUACUUUAUAUAUAAAGAACAAUCAGUUUAUUACGUACUUUGGAAAUAUAUGUGAAGACCGAAU
Molecule: messenger RNA, 2115 nt
Organism: Drosophila novamexicana
Lineage: Eukaryota; Metazoa; Arthropoda; Insecta; Diptera; Drosophilidae
Gene: mre11
Product: double-strand break repair protein MRE11
Exons: 6
Coding region: 61-1932 (623 amino acids)
Biological process (GO): mitochondrial double-strand break repair via homologous recombination; telomere maintenance; double-strand break repair via nonhomologous end joining
Cellular component (GO): Mre11 complex; nucleus
Molecular function (GO): DNA endonuclease activity; manganese ion binding; 3'-5'-DNA exonuclease activity
Source: RefSeq, a predicted model, not a curated record